CAGAAGUUUGAAGCCGAUCCCCGAGGCACCAACCUGAUGUUUGCCUUCUUCGCCCAGCAUUUCACCCACCAGUUCUUCAAGACGUCCGGGAAGAUGGGACGCGGCUUCACCAAGGCGCUGGGACACGGGGUGGACCUCGGGCACUUGUACGGGGACAACCUGCAGCGGCAGCACCAACGGGGGCUCUUCAGAGACGGGAAGCUGAAAUUCCAGGUGGUGGAUGGAGAGGUGUACCCCCCCACGGUCACCGAAGCUCUGGUCCACAUGGUCUACCCGUCCACCACCCCCAAGGAGAAGCAGCUGGCGAUGGGGCAGGAGGUGUUUGGGCUGCUGCCGGGGCUCUGCGUGUACGCUACGCUCUGGCUGCGUGAGCACAACCGCGUCUGCGACAUAUUGAAACGGGAGCAUCCCACCUGGAACGACGAGCAGCUCUUCCAGACGGCUCGUCUCAUCCUUAUUGGGGAGACCAUUAAGAUCGUCAUUGAAGAAUACGUCCAGCAUCUCAGCGGAUACUUCCUCAGCCUCAAGUUUGAUCCCGAGCUGCUGUUUGGGACGCAGUUCCAGUACCGGAAUCGCAUCGCGGUGGAGUUCAACCAGCUCUAUCACUGGCAUGGGUUGAUGCCCGACUCCUUCGUCAUCCAGGGGGAAGAGUACAGCUACGAGCAGUUCCUCUACAACACCUCCAUGCUCAUGGACUAUGGCGUGGAGGCACUGGUGGAGUCCUUUUCCAAGCAGACUGCAGGAAGGAUCGGUGGGGGACAAACCAUCAGUGCUAACGUCUUGGAAGUGGCCAUUGGGGUCAUCAAGGAAUCCCGGCAGCUGAGGCUACAGCCGCUCAAUGAGUAUCGAAGGAAGCCCUACAAGUCCUUUCAGGAGCUAACAGGAGAGGAAGAGAAGGCGGCAGAGCUGGAAGAGCUCUAUGGAGACAUUGACGCUCUGGAGUUUUAUGUGGGCUUGCUGCUUGAGAAACUCCAACCCAAUGGCAUUUUAGGAGAAAGCAUGGUGGAGAUAGGAGCUCCGUUUUCCCUCAAGGGGCUUCUUGGAAACCCCAUCUGCUCUCCAGAGUACUGGAAACCCAGUACAUUUGGCGGAGCAACUGGCUUUGAGAUAGUUAAGACAGCAUCGCUCGAGAAACUCGUGUGCCUCAACGUGAAGAAGUGCCCAUACGUGGCGUUUCAUGUGCCAGACGCUGUGGAAAAUGGCAGCCCUAGGGGUAGUGGAUCAUCUACUGAGCUCUAG
Molecule: messenger RNA, 1239 nt
Organism: Pelecanus crispus (Dalmatian pelican)
Lineage: Eukaryota; Metazoa; Chordata; Aves; Pelecaniformes; Pelecanidae
Source: RefSeq, a predicted model, not a curated record